AUGCAGUCCUGGCGAUCGGCCCUGGGCUCGCUCAACGGCCCCGUCGACGGCUUCACCGGCGCCGUCGGCAACACGCCUCUGAUCCGCCUGAACCAUCUCUCGAAGGAAACGGGAUGCGACAUUUACGGCAAGGCCGAGUUUAUGAACCCCGGUGGAUCUGUCAAGGAUCGCGCUGCUCUAUUUGUCGUCAAGGACGCAGAGGAGCGAGGCCUGCUCCAACCCGGCGGCACUGUUGUCGAGGGCACUGCCGGCAAUACCGGCAUCGGUCUCGCCCAUGUCUGUCGCUCUCGUGGAUACAAAUGCGUGAUCUACAUGCCCAACACCCAGAGCCAGGAGAAGAUUGACCUGCUCAAGAUGCUGGGAGCCGAUGUUCGUGCCGUUCCCGCCGUGCCCUUCACCGACCCAGCCAACUACAACCACCAGGCCAAAGCCUUUGCCGAGACAACCGCGGGCGCGGUCUGGACCAACCAGUUCGACAAUACUGCAAACCGCCGCGCCCAUCUGGAAACCACCGGCCCCGAGAUCUGGCGGCAGAUGAACGGACACCUCGAUGGCUUUGUGUGCGCCACUGGCACCGGCGGCACUCUUGCUGGCACCACUCGGUAUCUCAAGACCAUUUCCGACAACAAGGUCAAGUGCUUCCUCGCCGACCCUCCAGGCUCGGUUCUGUAUGCUCUCAAGAAGACGGGCCAGCUGGAGCGAACAGGCGCCGGCUCCAUCACCGAAGGCAUUGGCCAGGGCCGAGUCACCGACAACCUCGCCCCCGACUUUGAGCUUCUGGACGACGCUGUGCACGUUCCCGACGAAGCCAGCAUAGCGACAGUGUACCGAUUGCUGGAUGAGGAGGGCCUCUUUAUCGGUGCCAGCUCGGCCUUGAACGUAGCCGCUGCCGCCCAAGUGGCCAAGAUCCUGGGCCCGGGUCACCACAUCGUCACGAUUCUCUGCGACGGCGCCUACCGAUACCAGUCCAGACUCUUCAGCCGAUCGUGGCUGGAGAGCAAGGGACUGAUCGAUGCCAUUCCGUCCAGCCUGCACAAGUACAUCUCCCUGCAGUAG
Messenger RNA from Polychytrium aggregatum, 1056 nucleotides. RefSeq names its product tryptophan synthase beta subunit-like PLP-dependent enzyme. NCBI's taxonomy places the organism in Eukaryota, Fungi, Chytridiomycota, Chytridiomycetes, Polychytriales. The record is from RefSeq and is a predicted model, not a curated record. Gene Ontology annotation, cellular component: cytoplasm. Gene Ontology annotation, molecular function: cysteine synthase activity. The coding region runs from base 1 to 1056 and encodes 351 amino acids. The transcript is spliced from 4 exons.